Molecule: messenger RNA, 769 nt
Organism: Galeopterus variegatus (Sunda flying lemur)
Lineage: Eukaryota; Metazoa; Chordata; Mammalia; Dermoptera; Cynocephalidae
Gene: FCER1G
Product: Fc fragment of IgE, high affinity I, receptor for; gamma polypeptide
Exons: 5
Coding region: 204-464 (86 amino acids)
Biological process (GO): antigen processing and presentation of exogenous peptide antigen via MHC class II; neutrophil activation involved in immune response; Fc receptor mediated stimulatory signaling pathway
Cellular component (GO): membrane; external side of plasma membrane; Fc-epsilon receptor I complex
Molecular function (GO): IgG binding; IgE receptor activity
Source: RefSeq, a predicted model, not a curated record
GCCCAGAUCUCCCAGCUCCCCUGGUUGGCCCUUCCGGGAGCCGCCCAGUCUCUGGUGCAGGAAGGGGAAGGGGCCAAAGUGUGGGGGAAGGCGUGGCAGGAAGGGGGGAGCUCUGUGGUCAGGGAACUGCGCUGAGCACAGCUGCGUGGUGCUGUCAGAGCGUCCGAUCCCCACCUCAACGGCCCCUCAGCCCCCUGCCCAAGAUGAUUCCAGCAGUGAUCUUGCUCUUACUCCUUUUGGUUGAACAAGCAGCGGCACUGGGAGAGCCUCAGCUCUGCUAUAUCCUGGAUGCUAUCCUGUUUUUGUACGGUAUUGUCCUCACCCUGCUCUACUGUCGCCUCAAGAUCCAAGUGCGAAAGGCAGCUACAGCCAGCUAUGAGAAAUCAGAUGGCGUUUACACGGGCCUGAGCACCCAGAACCAGGAGACUUAUGAGACUCUGAAGCAUGAGAAACCAGCGCAGUAGCUUUAGAACAGUUGCCUGUGGUCACAUCCUUCUUUGGCUUCUAGUUCUCACAGCCCUCAUGGUUGAUUGACAUCACAUAUGCUUCCAUGCUAUUAAUGCCAGCUGACCCGACCCCUGUAAUGAUGCUAUGAACCAAAUUAAAGUACACCAGGGUUGCUCCUUCCUGUCAAAGACUAAUGCUCAGAUGCUGUUCAUUGAUGUUUAUGUUCUAGUCUCACUCUCUCACCCAUCCUUCUCUUCCCCAUCCUGAACUCCUGUUCAACAAUGGGAAGGGAGUAUACCCAAUAAAGCUGCCACAGACUGGA